Messenger RNA from Panicum virgatum (switchgrass), 537 nucleotides. Its product is annotated as 30S ribosomal protein 3, chloroplastic-like. NCBI's taxonomy places the organism in Eukaryota, Viridiplantae, Streptophyta, Magnoliopsida, Poales, Poaceae. Gene Ontology annotation, cellular component: ribosome. Gene Ontology annotation, biological process: translation. Gene Ontology annotation, molecular function: structural constituent of ribosome. The transcript has 2 exons. Bases 1 to 537 code for a protein of 178 amino acids. The record is from RefSeq and is a predicted model, not a curated record.
AUGGCCGUUCACCCAGCCACCACGCCGGCCCUCGCCCCGCGCGCCCGCCUCGCCCCGCCCAGACCUUCUACCUCCCUGGCCGCCGCCUCGUCCUCCUCCGGCUCUCGCAUCGUCAGUUUCGAGACCAGGAGGCUGCCCCUUGGCUCGCUCCGCAGUGUCUCCGCCGCCGCCGCUGCCGACGCCGUCGAAGCAGAGGACGAAGAGGUGCAACUAGGUGGAGGCGGGGAUGCGUUUUACGAGGAGGAACCUGAGGAGUAUAAGGUGGCGGUGCCCGAGAGACAGGACCCGAUGCUGGUACUCAAGUUCAUCUGGAUGGAGAAGAACAUUGGCAUAGCACUUGACCAGCUGGUUCCAGGCUAUGGCAGCAUUCCGUUAAGCCCGUACUACUUUUGGCCACGGAAAGACGCGUGGGAGGAGUUGAGAGCAAAGCUGGAAGAGAAAGAGUGGAUCUCGCAGAAGCAGAUGAUCAUCCUUCUCAACCAGGCCACCGACAUAAUCAACCUCUGGCAGCAGGGUGGCGGGAGCCUGUCAACAUGA